Molecule: messenger RNA, 5554 nt
Organism: Onychostruthus taczanowskii (white-rumped snowfinch)
Lineage: Eukaryota; Metazoa; Chordata; Aves; Passeriformes; Passeridae
Gene: IL1RAP
Product: interleukin 1 receptor accessory protein
Exons: 11
Coding region: 117-1919 (600 amino acids)
Biological process (GO): signal transduction
Molecular function (GO): interleukin-1 receptor activity
Source: RefSeq, a predicted model, not a curated record
CGCGGAUCGGGCACGACGGCGAGGAGGCAGAAGAGGAGGCAGAGGAGGAGGAAGAGGAGGAGGAAGAGGAGAGCGCGUUGCGCCGGGCACAGCUGUGCGCUCCCCGCGCCCUCAGGAUGAAGUUGGUCAGUGUCCUGCUGGUUUCACUAUGGUUGUCCAUGGCCACCCUCGGCAGAGGCUCAGAGCGCUGCGAUGACUGGGGUGUGGACACCAUGAAGCAGAUCCAGAUUUAUGAUGGGGAACCUGCCAAGAUCAAAUGCCCACUUUUUGAGACCUUCUUGAAGUACAACUAUAGCACAGCCCAUUCUGCUGGCUUAACCCUGAUCUGGUACAGGAUCGCGCAGGACCGGGAUCUGGAGGAGCCCAUUAAUUAUCGCCUCCCUGACAAUCACAUCAGUAAGGAUAAAGACACCCUUUGGUUCUGGCCUGCUCUUCUCAAUGACACUGGGAAUUACACCUGCAUGCUCAGGAACACAACCUACUGCAGCAAAGUUGCUUUUCCCUUGGAAGUUGUUCCAAAAGACCAGCACUCUUGUGUGAGCCAUUCCAUAAAACCCAUGGAGGAGAUGUUCUACUUGGAGCAUGCCAAUCAGAAGAUCACAUGUCCAGAUAUUGAUGGGUUUUACCCUGCUAGUGUGACACCAACUGUCAAGUGGUACCUGAACUGCAACUUGGUGGAUGGCUUCUAUGAGCGAUAUCCCCAGGGGCCCAGGCUUGUCAUUGGCAUUGUCCGCAGUGCCUAUAAAGGGAAUUACACUUGCAUUGUGACAUUCAAGGACCACGGAAGAACCUAUAAUCUCACCAGAACCAUAAAGAUGAAGGUGGUGGGAUCUCCAAACAAGGCCUUGCCACCACAGUUCACCUCUCCAAAUGAGAAGGUUGUGUACGAACUGGAAGCAGGUGAUGACCUUAUCCUGCCCUGUGAGGUUUUCUUCACUUUCCUGAAGGACUCCCGGACUGAGGUGUGGUGGACCAUAGAUGGGAGAAACACAGAUGACAUCACAGACCCCAAGAUAAAAGUCACACAAAGUGAAAUUACUAGAGAUUUUGAAGACAAAACUCUGGUGAGGACUCUAACAGUUGCAAAGGCCACAGCGGAGGAGCUGAAGCGGAAUUACACCUGCCACGCCAGGAACGCCAAAGGCGAGGAGCGCAGCCAGGCCGUGGUGCGCGUGAAAGUUGUAGCACCCAAGUACACUGUGGAGCUGGCCUGUGGCCUGGGGGCCACCAUCCUGCUCGUUGUGGUGCUCAUAGUCAUCUAUCACGUGUAUUGGCUUGAAAUGGUCCUCUUCUAUCGGGCUCAUUUUGGAACAGAUGAAACCAUUCUAGACGGGAAGGAGUACGAUGUGUACGUGUCCUACGCGCGCAACGCGGAGGAGGAGGAGUUUGUGCUGCUGACGCUGCGGGGAGUCCUGGAGAACGAGUUCGGGUACAAGCUGUGUAUCUUCGACAGAGACAGCCUCCCUGGGGGAAUUGUCACAGACGAAACCCUGAGCUUCAUCCAGAAAAGUCGACGUCUGCUUGUUGUCCUGAGCCCCAACUACGUCUUGCAGGGGACACAGGCCCUGCUGGAGCUCAAGGCUGGCCUAGAGAAUAUGGCCUCCAAGGGCAACAUCAAAGUCAUUCUAGUGCAGUACAAAGCCAUCAAGAAGAGCAAAGUGAAGGAGCUGAAGCAGGCCAAAGCGGCCUUGAAUGUCAUUAAAUGGAAAGGCGAGAAAUCCAAGUUCCCAAAGGGCAGGUUCUGGAAGCAGCUGCAGGUGGAAAUGCCAGUGAAAAAAAUUAGCAGGAGUUUAAGCCUUGAUGGAUUGAUGCAUAUCCCUGAAAAAUGUUUGACGCAAUCAGAAAACAAGCCAAAACACACCUCAAAAAUCCACAAGUUAGGCCAGGGAGUGGGGAGGAACUCAGGUUUUUUUCCAUGAAGGACCAUGUCCCAAGCAUUUCAGAGGAUAGUCAUGUUUUCCCUGCAGCUUUGAUAUUGCUCUGUCAUUAGAGAGACCGAAGAUGCAAACACCUGCUUUCUGCAAAUGUAUGUCCUUGCUAUCAACCACACAAGCCCUGGGCUUAAGGUCUAAAUUUGCUAUCUAGGAGGGAUGCAUCCAGCACCUUGUGAUAGCAUGGCCAGUACUCCUAGAUCCAGUUCCUAUGGGACCUUCAUUAGCAUCCAGGACAGAUCUUCCUUCCAGUCCUAAGUAAAUUCACUCCUUUCUGGUCCUCAGUUCCUAUUGCAGAGGCUGAGGAACAAUUUGCAAGGUAGCUCCAGUGUAGAGCCUUUCCUGCAUGUCCCAGGUCUGUAGUCCCCAUCACUUGUGGGACUCACAGACUCCUGCUGCACCGUGGGGGUGUGGACUUUUGAAGCUCCUCAUCUUUGUUCCCCAAAUUUCCUUUGAAGUAGAUGGUAGUUUGGCAGUGGGAAAUAGCUGUUACAGUAGCAUUAAAAAACCCCCACAACUCUACUGGGUGCUAUUUGCAUUGUAGCACAUCUAGUAACAAGUGGUCAGUCUCUGGGACUCUGCAGUCUCAAAAGUGCCCCAGGUCCUUCAGAGCUGCUUGUAAUCCAAGGAAAUCUCUCAUGAGUACAGGCUGUGGAGUGUGUGAGAGAUGUUUAUUUGUAGAGUAAACUCAGGGACUUCACAAGCACUACAAGGAGCCCUAAUGUACUACUGAACCUGCCUACUCUCUCUGCCACUGGCUGGGGGAAAGCAUCGUGCAAGGUGCUUCCAAGGUCUUUGGAAUGACAUGGAUAUAAGUCCAACUCAGAAGGACACCCCAGAAACUUACUUGAACUUCCUAAAACUACUAGUUCUGUCCAUGUAGGUAAGACUGUGAGAACAGGCUGAUAAAGCUGGGGAUGUUCUCCCUGGAGAAGGCUCCUGGGAGACCUUUUUCUGGCCUUUCAGUGCUUAAAGGGUGCUUAUAAGAAAAGUGGGGACAUUCUUUUUAGUAGGACCUUUUGCAAUUACCCCUUUAUGGACAAGGGGUAAUGGUUUUAAACUAAAAGAGAGUAGAUUCAGACUACAUUUAAGGAGGACAUCUUUUACAAUGAGGGGGGUAGAACACUGGCACAAGUUGCCAAGGGAGAUGGAUUCCCCAUCUCUGGAACCAUUCAAGGCCAGGUUGCACAAGGUUUUUGGAGCAAUCUGAUCCAGUUGAAUAUGUCCCUGCUUAUUGCAGGGAGGAUGGCCUUUGAAGGUUCUUCCCAACCCAAAUUAUUCUAUGAUUUUAUAAAGACUCUCUCUUCAAUGCCUGGUUUUGAACAACGUUGCCAUUUCUAAUUCAGGGUUUAGGUUUAAACUAGCUUUGGCUUUACAAAGUCUCUCCCCAUCUUGAUUCCAGCCCAAAGCUGCAGAACAUACAGCAGUAUCUCAGCUUCUGCGACAUUUGCACAAAACAGAAGCACAAAACCCCACUGUGUAGGUGUCCUUGCUUCAGCAGGAGAGGGCAUGGUGAGUUAACCCCCAUCACACAGUUCAUGCUGAGGAGGGGAGUUUAAUCUCUCUUGUAGGACAAGCUAAAGCACGGUGGGGCCCUGGCAUAGACUGGUGCUAUGGUUCACAAUGUUUUCAAAUAAAACUUCAGGUUCUGGGGGUGUCUCCAUACUCCUGCAGCUCUCAGUGCUAGGACCUGCCCACUUAAUUGUGGAGUUCGGUAUUACACACACCAAGUGCAUGCUUAUUUUUAUUGGUGAUGGUUGCUCCUGAGUCACCUUUGACUCAUGCAUUUGCUCUGUUGGUGUCCAGUGGGUGGGGCAUAAGCAUUCAUAAUGGCGUUAUAAAAGCACUACAAUUAGGAGUCUAUGCACUAUUUACCCAGCUGAGCUGGGAGCUUUGAGGGCAUCGCAGUAAAAAACCCAGCCUUAAAGGUGUGGGACUGGUAUCAGGUAAACCUUUUUACCCUUAGCAUUUUGUGAUUAACAAUGUUAUUCCAGGGCCGCAGGGAGCUACAGCCCCCCAUGCCCUUAGUCAGGUACUCUAUGUCGUGUUUAGGAAAGGUACCCCAUAAUUCAGAGCUCCCCCUGAAACCAUGUGCCCCUCAUUUUCCCCUUCUCCCUCCUUCUGCAGAGGGAGGGAGAGGAGAAUUGAAGGCACAAGAGGUAAAGAUCCUGCUGUGAGAUAAGAAAAAUUUACUGGAAACAGCAAUGAGAUAAGAAAAUGAACAUUUACAACAGCAAUACUGGUGAUAGAGGGUACAAGAAAUGAAUCAUUCCUGUGGAAAAACCCCCUGACAAUUGACCACAUCCAGCCAUUCCUUCUGCUGCCCUGCACUGGCCCAGCUGCGCUGUGCUGGGACCCUUUCUCUCCAAAAGAGACCCCUUACCUCCACCCCUUGCAAAUGCAGGGUGGUAUAGAAUAACUUCGGUGUCCUGAACAUGCCCCCUCCUGACUGCUGGAAAAAUGAACCCUGUCCUGGCUGGAACCAGGACACUGUACAGAUGUGUAACAAAUAGGGCUUCUUUCUUACUGUCCUCUUUAUCUUUCCCACCCCAAAUAUACUUUGAUUUAAGCAGGUAAAAUUGCAGUCAGCUUCACUGGAGGCAGUGGAGUUCCUCAUCUGCUCAGAGGUGCUUAAAAGUUUUGUUAUGAGCUUUUCUAUUGUGGUUGUCUGUGGAGGGACAGAGCUGCUUCUCACACUCCAGAAAACUUUGUUUAUAAGAGAUAGCACCCAAACCCAUGCUUGGCUUUGUGAACCCAUUGCAACCCUGUCAUUGUGCCCAGCUUCACCUUUUUGUUUGUGUUUUAAGCAUCUCUGUGAUCAGCUGCCAAAUCUGCAGGCAGAGGGAAGGCCCUGAAGCCAAAGCAGAACUCUGUUAGGUUCCUGUAUGAUUUUUAAAAGAUUGACUCUCAAAUACUCAUAAAUUGAAUUGACAUCCCAGACUUCACUACAUCACAUCUCACUUUUGCCUGAGUUACCAAGAGAUUUUAUGCUGAUGUUUUAUUAAGUCUGAUUAUUUUAGGAAGUUAAAUGCACCUCAUGUAUUUUGAUGAUGAUGAUGAUUUUAUUGGAAGAGUUUUCCAGAUAAUUAAUAGGCCUGGACUUUCUCAGGCAUACACUGCAGUGGCCUUUGGUGUCAUUGCAACCCCAGCACAGGGGUACUGAGGGACAUCAGCAGAGCAGCCACAAGACGAAAGGUGCGAAGGUUUGGAAGGGACCUGAGAGGUCAGAGGGAGCAGUGUGCAAGGAACAGUCCAGAAGCAGGUUCCACUCACCCAGGAGCUUUACCACUGGCUUUGCUGGGAUAUUUCAGGCCAAGGGUAAAGCCCAGUCCCAGCUGUAAAGCAGAUCUGCAAGUGCCUCAGAUACGCCUGUCCUUUCAUUCUAUGCCACGUGCGGUUUCCAUUGUGGGAUUCUGUCACAGCAUCCAUCUGAAUCAGUUGAUUCAUUUGAGUUUCUGUGCUCUAACCUAACAUUUAUCAAUAUGCAGCUCAUGCAAAGUUCCUCAUUGUUUUUUCAUUGGGAAACAGCGUGGCACAAAUUGGAAAAAAUAUCUUCCCUUCCCGUGCUGUUUGAUGUUGUACAGCUGUUCCAGAGUUUUCCCUUUUCUGUAUGUUUUUGCCUU